Neltuma alba is the source of this 722-nucleotide messenger RNA. Its product is annotated as actin-related protein 4A. The record is from RefSeq and is a predicted model, not a curated record. NCBI's taxonomy places the organism in Eukaryota, Viridiplantae, Streptophyta, Magnoliopsida, Fabales, Fabaceae.
UGGAGCCCAAAGUCGGAUCCAAGACAGUUCUUUCCUGAAUAUUCACUCCCAUACAGCAGCUACCUUCUCCUCCUGCCACCUCUACUUGGCCCGUUGCCACCGUCAAUUUCGCCGGAACGGCGGCCGGAAAGUCAUUCGUCGGUGGGUUUUAGCUCCCGAGCUAUCUUCUCGCCUGAAUCUCAGUGUUUAGAAAGACCUAAUAAAAUUUUAUAGGGAAAGGUUAAAACCCUUUUAAAACCCUAAUUCUCUCUUUGGAACCACAAAAAACUUCAGUCAUGUAUGGUGGUGACGAAGUAUCGGCAAUUGUGAUUGACUUGGGCUCCCACACUUGCAAAGCUGGUUAUGCUGGCGAAGAUGCUCCCAAGGCCGUGUUUCCCUCCGUUGUUGGAGCAAUUGAUCAGAUGGACAUUGAUGAACCUGAUAAUGCUGAAAAGAACUCUGCUUCUUCUGCGGAUUCGAAAAACAAUACCAGAAAUCCUGAUUCUGAAAACAAAGGAAAGCGCAAAUUGUAUGUGGGAUCACAGUCCUUGGGAUACCGCAGAGACCAUAUGGAGGUGCUGUCACCGUUGAAAGAUGGCAUUGUUGCUGACUGGGAUAUUGUUGAUAGCAUAUGGGAUCAUGCUUUCAGGGAAUGCCUUUUGAUUGAUCCUAAAGAGCAUCCGAUGCUACUUGCAGAACCUUCUUCUAACACUCAACAACAGAGAGAAAGGUAUUCUAGCCUU